UGCACCGAAAAGGAAAGGAAAAACAACAGCAACACUCCACAUUCCCUGAGUUCCCUGGUAAUGAUUUCCAAGGGGAAAGACUAGGACUUGGGCUGCGUCUGUCGGAGGGGAAGUCGCUCUAGAGUACAUUUUUGUUGUUAUUUAUCAAACCAGACAUCCCUCCGUGGGCACACUGCCGAGACUUAGGUAACUGUGUAAUGUGAUAAGUGUUUUUAUGAGUUAUGCAAAGACACAGCGCUUUCCUGACGGCCGGAGCAACGUAAUUCGCGACCUUGUCCGGGCCCGGGUUCCCGGCUCGCGCUGGGCGGUGUCUCUGCCCGAGCUCCGCGCGGCCGCAGGUGAGUCCUGCGCGCGCCCCGCUUUCGCGCCUGCGGGAGGGGCUGGAGCGGAGGCGGAGGACUGGCCGGGGGUGGCGGUGGGGGACGGAGAUCCGGGCCCGACUGCAGCUUCCUCCGGGGGGAGCCGCAUUUCCAGCCACGUCCGCAGCCCUGCCCUCGCGCGCCGAGCCGUUCCCGGCCGUGCCGCCUGGAGGCGCGGAGCCCGCCCGGCUCGCCCAGCCCUGCAGCUCCGGCCGGGGCGGAGGCCGCCGGACCGCGGAGAUGCGGGGCGGGGGCAGGGCGCGGGGAAACAGCAAGAGAUUGACUCCAAAGAUGCUAUUAUUUUGCAUCAGUUUGCAAGACCUAACAAUGGUGUCCCCAGUUUAUCUCCUUUCUGUUUGAAAAUGGAAACUUAUUUAAGGAUGGCUGACUUACCCUAUCAGAACUAUUUUGGUGGAAAGCUCUCUGCUCAAGGGAAAAUGCCUUGGAUUGAAUAUAAUCAUGAAAAAGUUUCUGGGACAGAAUUCAUAAUUGACUUUCUGGAAGAGAAACUUGGAGUGAAUUUAAACAAAAACCUUGGUCCUCAUGAAAGAGCCAUCUCCAGGGCAGUGACUAAGAUGGUGGAGGAGCAUUUCUAUUGGACCUUAGCUUAUUGCCAGUGGGUGGACAAUCUCAAUGAGACCCGGAAGAUGCUCUCUCUUAGUGGUGGCGGUCCCUUCAGUAACCUGCUGAGGUGGGUCGUGUGCCACAUAACGAAAGGAAUCGUGAAACGCGAGAUGCACGGCCACGGCAUUGGCCGCUUCUCAGAGGAAGAGAUUUACAUGCUGAUGGAGAAGGACAUGCGGUCUUUAGCAGGGCUUCUGGGUGAUAAGAAGUACAUCAUGGGGCCCAAGCUUUCCACUCUAGACGCCACCGUCUUUGGACACUUGGCACAGGCAAUGUGGACCUUACCCGGGACGAGACCUGAGCGGCUGAUAAAAGGUGAGCUGAUCAAUCUUGCCAUGUACUGUGAGAGGAUAAGGAGGAAAUUCUGGCCUGAGUGGCACCAUGAUGAUGACAACACCAUCUAUGAGUCCGAGGAGAGCUGUGAAGGCAGCAAAACGCAUACGCCCCUGCUGGAUUUCAGCUCUUACUCAAGGACAGAGACCUUUGAAGAUGAGGGAGCAGAGAACAGUUUUUCCAGAACCCCAGACACGGAUUUCACUGGACACUCGCUCUUUGAUUCUGAUGUGGACUUGGAUGACUACACAGACCAUGAACAGUGCAAGUGACAUUCAGCCUUGCUGACCCUCCUCUGUUGGAGCUGCCAUUCCCUGGGGUCAGUCCAGUUUCCCAGGUAGAAGUCCAUCCGAGCUGGGAGGAGAUCUUCGUGCUUGACACAGUUCUCACAAGCUAACUGGACUAGAGCAGCCUUAUUUCUUUUUUGUACAAACAAGACACAGAACCAUUCCGAUGGCUCCAUUUAAAACAAACAGGCAGAAGAAAAAGUCAGCAUGGUUCCUGAAACCCACUUUUGUUUUCAUUAGAAAACUAAGAUGGUGUGGUAGAGCAGGUGCAAGAGCAGGUUGUCCACAGAUGGUGUGUACAUCGAUCCCCUGCAACCCGAGGGCUUAGGUGCAAGAUGGAUUCUUGAACAUCCUUCAUCCAGCAGGGUUCAAAGUCAGGAGAGAUGUCAUCAGAAGGAAUGUAGGAGAUAAAUGUUCUAUGGUGGCUGCUUGUUAUUUCCUGUGUGUAUAUUGUAUGUUGAGAUAUAAGUCAAAUAAAAUCCAUAGAUAUUCAGUGAACACCUACUAUGUGCGAAGCACUGUGCUAGGUGCUAGCCAGUAUGAGUUUUUUCCUAAGCCCUGCCAGUGGCUAGCUGUGUGAUUCUGGGCAAGUCCCUUAAUUCUUGUGUGCCUCAUUUCCCUCACCUGUAAAGUGGGGGUAACAAUAGUCCCCGCCUACCUACCUCACAGGGGUGUUGUGAGGAUUCAUGUGGUAACAUACGGCGCUUUAAACCUCUCGGAAGAGGUGUGACAUAAACACAUUUUAUUCUUUAAUGUGCUUCGUGUGUGUGGAGAUUGGAGGGCAAAGGAAUUCCACAUCUAGGCAACAGCGGCCACAGUCACUCGCCCAAGCGGAGCCAAUGGAACACACAUCAAGGCACAGUUAGGACUCUGUCAUCAUCCUCUUUGUGACCUUGCUUGAAUCGAAAUCUUUUGUUCAAAGAACCUUGGAAAUGUUUCUACAGAUCAUCAACAGCUACAAACAGUCUUCAAUUCUACUGUACGUUUGCAGAGAAGCCUUUCUUUCGUUGCCUGGACGCACACUGGAACCUUGUCCUUUGUUGAUUCUGGAGUGUUAAGUUGCCUACGUUUGGUUUACUUGGGGGAAUAAAGCUCAGGAAUAGGAUGGAUUUAAUAGUGGUGAAAGGGAAAGGAUUUGACUGAUUUUUGUAAGCAGAAGCUCGCCAACUUGUAAUGUCUUUUUUGAAAACAAACCUUGCAAGAUGUAUUGGAAAGAUGAAGUAGGAAGAGGAUCAUUGUAACGGGUAGCAGAGCACUUUGUGCAGUGUGGACCCUAUGCAGUUUUAUUAACACAACUUUUCUGGUGUUCUCAGCCAUUGUCCGGCGAGGGGAAGGCAACGCUGAGGAAAAUCUUAAUGUUUCUUAAGGAUUUUUCCUCCCCUCCCCGUCCUCUCUCUCCCUCCCCAUAGAGCCCCUGAACUCUUGCGGUUACUGUGUUGACUGAGGCACUCCAUCUCUGAAGACAUAGUUUUGGUUGACUUAGAACAUUUUCUAGUGAAAUAUGGGUUGAAGAUCCUAGGGUGAUGGCUGUGGAUUUGGGCUUCUGACCACAACUGACUGGGGAAGGGUUAUUCCUUAAGGGGUUAAAGAGGAACUUCUUAAAAGACAGCGUCUUCUGGUAAGUUCACGUACUUUACUUGAAAAAGACUCUCUUUGAAUAUGGUUUUGACAAAAUAGUCCUAAAAUGCUUUGGAUUCACAAAGAAGUAAAAGAGGGAGAGUUUUUGAGGUUAUUUACCAUUUAAGCAACAGGGUAGGGCAUAUGUAACUGGGAAGAAACGCUGAAAUACCCUAAGCUAGACACUUUUAUUCCACAGAAAACUCAGUUGUUAAUAUCUUAUUAAAGCCCUUCAUCUUUUGAGAGGACUGUUCGAUGACUAAUAAGAAUGUGUUGGAGGAUGUAUGAAUGGUUAAGCCUGUUUUGUUUCCAGCAUCAUUUGGACUGUUCACCUCUCCUCUCUCUAGCUUAGUGUGUUGCAAGGCCAGCUGGUGGUAGUUCUGUGUGACAGGGAAGCUCCUGGCCUGAAAAUGUGAAUGUAGUGAACAGGUAAACUGUGGACCAAUCUCCACAAAGACUGAGUUCCCCUUUCCCCACCCUCAGCUGGAAAGAGUUGUGUUUGAAAUUUUGUCUACAGUUUAUUCUUCCUGUAUAGCACCAAGUGUGCUGUAUCUUCAAGCCAUGAAUGAUUAAGUUAUGAGUGUGUAGAAGUCACAGAUACUUUUUAUUGUGUGUUACUUGGAGGGCAAGUCCAUGGAGAGCCAACAUUCAAAGUGAAGUUGUAAGACCUUCAUUCAUUCUUUUCAGGAGCCUCCCGCAGGGACUUGAAUGGACAUUGCUGGAGUCCUGGGUACUCCCUGACAGCUCAUGACCGGGUAUUCAGCAUUUUGUAUGGGUAACUUGAUUAGGAACCCUAGAGUAGACCCAGGUUUUACUUUCCCAAAGUUGGUUAUGGAAACAAAAUGACCAAGACAAAACCCACUGUGGAGUGGGUGACUGAUGCACUCUUGAUUGGGAAGGCUUUAAUGUUCUGUGCUUCAUUCUAAAGCUAUCAAGGUUUGAAGUGUUCUCCAAGUUGAUGAACAGGUGCUACUUAUAAGAAAAAUAAGAAAUUAGGGGAUAUUUUGGUCAUCUGGCUUACUUGUUCAAGUUCUGUAUUUCUUUUUUACUGGAAGGUAACUUAAGGAAAUGUGAUCUUUAAUGGUAAUAGAUGCUUUGGGAUGGACAGAAGACCCAUGGGCUACCUGUUCUUUUUCUUACCUCUCACUGUAAAAUUAAAUUCUGCCCUUCUCUCCGCUUCCCUUUGCCUCACCCCACCCCUGUCUCCACUCAUCAGGAUGAAGGAGCAGCAUCACGCUUUGCCCUGCAUAAGCCAGAGUAGAUACAAGGAUGAUUUAAAUGUACACAGAAGUAAACGAUAUUGUCAGAGGUUCCCAUUUCUUGUUGUAACACUCAUGAGUUGUGAAUAGUGACACUACCAAGGCCACAUGCUACCCAGAUGACUGAUCACAGACUUAGAGCAACUGGACUUGAAUCAGAACUGCAGUCUGGUCCUCACGUGAGCCCUGCCUGUGUGCACUGAGGUAUGAGGAUAUGUGUUUGUGAAACAACUAGGGUUCAAGGAAAGGAAGCGUUAAGAGUUAUAGCCGUGGGGGUCUUGCCUAGGUUAUUUGAGAGAAAGUAUAGACUCAUAGAAAUGGAUAGCUGGGCCGUGGAUUCACUCUAGAAAGCCAUAUUUAUUUGGAGGACAGGCCCGGAACGGAGGUCUUUCACCUUGCCUUUUACAGGGUUCUUCCCAUUACAUCACCUUGACUUGGGUUCUUUUUAAAACCCACCUCCCCAAGAGGUCACUCCAUGUUCAUAGAACCAGCACAUCCCUAGUCUCUCUCUGACAGUGCUUGGAAUUCUCCACUCUUGUCCCCUGUAUCUCUUCAGCCUGGUCUAGGCCAAUUCAAAGGAUCUUUCUUCGGUAUCUACUCUGUGCAAGGCGCUGCUGGGCUCAGUGAAUGAUACCCAGAGGAUGUCCAAGUCACCAAGACUCUUCAUUCUCGGAUUAUAUCUUUUAAGGAAUCCAUGCCCAUAUGGUCUCUCACUGGAUAUUUAGUUACUCACUGGUGAGUUGAUAGCCACCUACCCUGUGCCUGGCCCCGGGAUCCACACUGGAUAUAGAUACAGUGGUGAACAGAACAGACGUGGCACCCUGGUUUUAGGGUAUUCUCUUUUACCUAAGCUUCUGUGUUAGCCUCUUUUACGUGCUUAGCCACUUCCCUGAUCCAUUCCACUCAUCACCACUAGAUUAAUAUUUCUAAAAAGCUCUAAUAGGGCACCGUAUUGCUCCAGGCUGAAGUAUUCCUUAGAGCCUGGUGUUCUCACCUCUUUCUUCACCUUGUUUCCUGGGGCUCCUCCACGUGGUCCGUCCAGUGCAUCCAAGCUGGUCCAUUUGCCAUUGCCUAGACAUGCCUCAUGUACCUGUGCUCAUGCCAGCCCUCUCCUGAAAUGCCUGCCCUUCCUCUCCACUGGCGCAAGUCGUAUGCACCUCACAAGGCCCAACUUGGUCAGUUCUGCAAGAAGAGGUCUCAGCUCAUUAUAAUCUCCCCUUCCUCUAGAAACACAGCUCCCAUCAUUUCCUUCCCUGAAGGCUGCAUGGGAAAGGUAUGCCCAGAAAGUGGGCCGUACACUAGAAAGUAAUGGUUUUUAAUUCUUUUGUCUCCAUUGAUAAUCUGAUUCAAGUCCUAUGCCCUAGUCCAAGAAAAAUACGUAUACGCAGAUAUAUGAAAUUUUACAUGUAAGUUCAGGAGAUUUAGAGACAUCUUGACAUUAUCCGUGGAUUCCUUAGGGGGUUCAUGGACUGCAGGUGAAGAAGCCUUCUUCUAAAGAGUCUUUAAAAGUCACUGUUGGGGCUUCCCUGGUGGCACAGUGGUUGAGAGUCCGCCUGCCGAUGCAGGGGACACGAGUUUGUGCCCCGGUCCGGGAAGAUCCCACAUGCCGCGGAGCGGCUGGGCCCGUGAGCCAUGACCGCUGAGCCUGCGCGUCCGGAGCCUGUGCUCCGCAACGGGAGAGGCCACAACAGUGAGAGGCCUGCGUACUGCAAAAAAAAAAAAAAAAAAAGUCACUGUUGUUUAGUGUUUGUUCUUGCUUGCUUUUAUCACAGCCAGACAGGAGACAAAUUGGAAUGGGAUGUGCAAGCAAAAGUGAUCUCUGUCAUUAUCCCCGCGGAGAGUGUGCUGAGUGACAGGGGAGGAGGAUAAGGCCUCUCACAUUAGUUGAGAAAAUAUCUUUGUUUUGACAAGUGUGGCAUUUUGAAAGUGACAGGGUUUCGUUGUCAUCGUCAUUGUCAUCUCCCUUCCGACCACCCAAAAAGUUGAUUUUGCAAAAUCAAUUCAGGGCCAGGGGAGCUUCCCUUCAGCCCUGAAACCCACCACUUCUGCUGACCGACCUGGGCUUAAGGUGGGAGAGAAGAUGCUGGAUUUUUCCUUACAGGAAAAAGUUCUACACAAUCAGGUUGUUCUGCAUUAAUUAAGCAAUUAAUUAAUUCUUAGAACAGUUGAGUGUAUUUUCAAUAAAAGGAUGGUGCCUUUUGUUGAUAGGGAACAACUCAGGUUCUUCCUCUUCUUCUUUUCCUUCCUCUUCUCCUUUCUCCUGACCCGCGCCCCCCCUUCUUCCUUUUUGUUUUCAGGGCGAAGCUCCUUUCGUAUGACCCAGGAUCCUUUGUUCUCCUUUAUAUGUAGUGCUGUUUAAGAUGAACACAGACUGAUGAAGGUACAUCAAUGACAAAUACUUCUUGAGUCUAAAUGCUGAACUCUGGCAACCCAUUUCUAACAGGUCCGGGAUCGACGGCUUGACCUUCCUUCACUUGCUUCUGGUGGUCUGGAUGCAACUUGCAAAGUUCAAAAGGACCCCUUGGUGGAUGGGACCCCUCCUCUGGCCGGCAAAACCCUUGCUAGUGCCAGGAGUAAAUGCAAAUGGAUGUGAGGCUUUCCUCAUUUAAAUUUCUUACCAGAAAUUUAGGUUUUUAGUCCCUGACUUUAAAGAAUAUCUUAAAGAUAUUUAAUAUUCUUUAGUCUUUAAGGUAACUGGAACCAGCAGCACAUUGGCCUUGCACCUUUGAGAAGGUUACAGAGAAUAUGAAAAAUAGCGUAAAGGGAAGCAAUUCACUGUUUUGGGGCUAACAGUGUGACCUUCUCAACCAUUCUGGCUCUUGCCAAAGCAAGGAACUUGCCCCCAGACCAAAGCUUCUCUGAAGCUUCUGCUGCUGGCUAGACCAUUAGGAUGGUCUCAGCGUUCAAGAGGAUUAUUGCCCCUAAUUGUCAAAUUUGUAGACAGUAAAGGGGACCAUUGCAAUAAUAAGACAACUUAGGAAUGUGGUCCAGCCAGCACCAGCACUCUUGAUUAUUUCCGUGGGGAAACAAGUUAUCUAGAGCAAAAGAUUAGUACAGUACUUCUGGUGUUCAGUACACAAAUAAUUUCAGCAAUUAACUUGAUGGCCUUCUUGAAUAUUUUUCAAUUGCUGUUGUUCCUAAUUACAGCUUUAAAUAUUUUGAAACAAUUCACUAACUAUAGAGCAAUAUAUAUUUAUGAUGAUAUUUCAUUUUAUGAAAAGUAGCAUUACUAAAUAUGACCAAUUCACCUCCUUCCCCCAUCCAUUGGCAAGCAUCCUUCCCCCCCCCACCCCACCCCCCGCUUUUUUUUCUGUUUUACUUUUAGCUCUAGAAUAGAGUAACUUUUAUUUAUCUGUAAAAUUUAAACCUUCUUUAGCAUUAAAAAAAAAAGUUACCCCAUGGCUUUAAAAACAAUAGGAUUUAGCUCCUGAAUUGUCAAGUUAAUCAGCAGUGGCUAAACAGAUGGCAGAGGGAAUGUGAUAUAAUUGGAGGCUAGAAAAGAGUAAUGCUUUGGGUAUUUACUACCUCCCUCCCUUAAAGAAAUACGACAAUCUAUGGACUUUUCUCUUUAAUAGUUGUUCAGAAUUGGAAGUGUUCUCUCAUAUCUGCUUCUAGCCCGCAACAAGAGAUCACAUUUGGCUUAUUAAAACAUCAACGAUGUCCAAAUGAUUGUAUUUUUACCUUUAACAAAUUAUAUCUGAAAUUUUUUGCAGCAAUAAGACUAAAGAUAAUGCUCAACUUUUGGAGGGAUCUCUGCUUCAGUAGGGGCAACAUGUUUGUGUUACUUCUGUCAAGAUGAUUUUACCUCGGGCUUCCCUGGUGGCACAGUGGUUGAGAGUCCGCCUGCCGAUGCAGGGGAUACGGGUUCGUGCCCCGGUCCGGGAAGAUCCCACGUGCUGCGGAGUGGCUGGGCCUGUGAGCCGUGGCUGCUGGGCCUGCGUGUCCGGAGCCUGUGCUCUGCAACGGGAGGGGCCGCUAUAGUGAGAGGCCCGCAUAUGGGGUGGGGGGGGGGGAAUUUUACCUCAAGUGAUCAGUCUCACAGGAUCAUGCUUAUUGUAAACAUGUUUUUUCCCAGCCAUCUGUAUCCUGCUGAGUGUCUGACAACUCCACCGUUGAUGAGGGUGACGGUUCCUCGAUGGUGGUGAUUGAAAAGAUGAGGGUCCGAGUCCUUCAUCUGGUGGUAUUUGAAUUUCACUGAGUGGUAGGAGAGAAGGAAUGAUGAACAGAUACUGGGGCUUCAAGCAACCACGAGGUGUGGCUGUGUUAGAGAUGUGUCAGGCACACUGAACGUUUUCUGGGUGGUGGCAUCUUACUAAAACCAUCCAAGGGACUACGGGUUUAAAUCAGAAACAAAUGCAGUCUGUAGGGAAGGAUUGUCUGUGAAUAUCCUGUUCAUCUUUGUCCUGGUUUCUGGCUUGUUCUCCCGGUUUGCCCCACCUGAGGCUAGGCCUGGGAACUGGAGGAGUGGUCCCAGGGUGUUCACUCCUUUGAUUCUGGAACUUCCUUCUAGUCUCUCAGAAGUGUUUGUGGCAUAUAGUUGCCAUUUUAUGAUAGAAAAUGUACAGAGUAUAUUUGUAUAUUCGUUUUAUAGAAGACCUUUAAAUGUUUAGAGACACCCCAAAGGAUCCCUAUAUAGGCAGUGGGCUCCAAACCUUUGUGUCACUGACCUCAUCAGUAAAACUAUCUGAGCAUGCCCUGCAACUUAUUUAUUUAUAAACACACACACACUGCUCUACGGAUAUGUUAUAUACAUUAAAAACCAUAGCAAACAUAGAAAUUUACAAAGAAUAGUCUCUACUCAAUAGAGUUUAGAGUAUGGGGCCAGGAAGGCUUAGGCGUAGCACCCAGAAUGUGGCAGUUGGUAACGUUGGUGGGAAAAUGGAUGUAAAAUAGGCAUGGACGCAUGAUUUUAGGUCAAGGUUAUUCAUUUAUUCAUUUAAUCUUUUUUUUUUUUUUUUUUUGGCCAUGCCGCACAGCAUGCGGGAUCUUAGUUCCCUGACCAGGGAUGGAACCCGUGGCCCCUGCAGUGGAAGCGUGGAGUCCUAACCACUGGACCUCCAGGGAAUUCCCCAUUCAUUCAUUCUUAAAACAGGCAUUUUUGGUUAGGAGAAGAAAAGAGUGAAUAAUUAGAUAUGACGUUUAUAAGAGCUCUUUUAAAUUCUGUUUUUGGGACCACUUGAUCUAGAACGUCUUGUCAAUUCCUGCAAGAUUUCCCAGGACACUGAUUUAAGCAAAACAAGAAAAGAAAGGAGGGGAAAAAUCCCCAUUAAUGCAGAUGCUGGCUCUAAUACCUGAGAAUUUCUGAAUCUGAAAAGCAAGUUUUGAUAAUUCCUGGUAAUCAUCAUCUCACUGAUUAUGUGUCUUUUUUCUUUCCUUCUUUCUUUUAAUAGAUCUUUAUUGGAGUAUAAUUGCUUCACAAUACUUAGUUACUGCUGUACAACAAAGUGAAUCAGCCAUAUGCAUACGUAUAUCCCCACAUCCCCUCCUUCUUGCGUCUCCCUCCCACCCUCCCUAUCCCACCCCUCUAGGUGGUCGCAAAGCACCGAGCUGACCUCUCUGUGCUAUGCAGCUGCUUCCCACUAGCUAUCUAUUUUACAUCUGGUAGUGUACAUAUGUCCAUGCCACUCUCACUUUGUCCCAGCUUCCCCUCCCCCCACCCCACGCCCUUUCUUCUAUUUGUUUAUUACCCUGUGUCUCCAAACGUGUGGAAGAUGUACAGAUUUAUUUUCAGAUAUCUGAGAUAGGAAGGACCAAUGUUGGUGUGAUUCAAACCCACAUUUCAGCUGCUAGGGGGCUGAUGGGUGGACACUGCCUGGAAAACAUUUACCUGCCCCAUCUGUUUUGCGAACACAAUGAAUAGCAUCUUGCUGAACGAGGGCCUCGACGUGGAGGUGUUUAUUUCUGGACCUAUGAGUUACUUUAGCAGUUAUUGUUAGUAGUUUAUAAAGCCAUAUUUAAACUUGUACACUUGACUGUAAGAUAGAUUGGAAUUGUGCACUAUGUUGAUUACUGUAUAUAAAUGUGGAAAUUCUGUAUAUUUGGUCUUAAUGCUGUAUGUAUUUGAUGUGUAAAUGAUAACUAAUGGAUAUGAAA
Orcinus orca (killer whale) is the source of this 10572-nucleotide messenger RNA. It is a transcript of the gene FAXC, whose product is annotated as failed axon connections homolog, metaxin like GST domain containing. The coding region runs from base 215 to 1588 and encodes 457 amino acids. Lineage: Eukaryota; Metazoa; Chordata; Mammalia; Artiodactyla; Delphinidae. Gene Ontology annotation, cellular component: cytoplasm. The transcript has 6 exons. The record is from RefSeq and is a predicted model, not a curated record.